This is a messenger RNA of Cylicocyclus nassatus, 241 nucleotides long. NCBI's taxonomy places the organism in Eukaryota, Metazoa, Nematoda, Chromadorea, Rhabditida, Strongylidae. The record is from the annotation of a GenBank genome assembly.
AGAUGUGGUCAGCAUGGCUGAUAGUCAUCUACACAAUCACCUGUUUACUAGUCAUAGGAAUACUAGCAGUAGGUGUCUGGUUUGUCAGAGUUGACAUGCAACGAUCGAGGAUGAUAUCAGAAAAGUACGUGGACACGAGUAAAGCUACGGAUGUCUAGUACUUGCCCCUCCACCUCACCUCAGCUACUUCCAUUGUGAUACUCGAACUGUGCCUGGUAUACAUUCGCCUGUACAUAAAGAU